UCUUUUGAUCAUUCUCUUGUUUGAUUUUGGACAUGGAUCGGGCUGGACACUAUUUGAGCCGAAGAGUAUACUUGGAGAUUUGGUUCGAAGUAGAGCAAUGGGCCCCAUGGGCGAUGAAAUCAGUAUUCAUUAUGACCAAGAACGUGAUGGAGACUUUCCAGUGUUCUCGCAUGCACUUGAAAAUUUUUCACAAAGGUUGGAUAUCACUCUAGAUAUGGAUGUAGACCUUGCUGAUCAUGAGGGUUUGCUUGAUAGGAGAUACAAAAGAUCCUAGACUCCUUUUUUCUUGGAUGCCGUGGAAAGGGUAAAGUUCCUGAUAAGAUUGAAGAAUUUGUACAAACAUUCGCCGGGACAAAUAUAUACAUACCGUCAUGCUUAUGCUAAUGAUGUGCAAAAUUGGCCUUUGAAAAUGGAGCAAAUAGAAGAAUUGAAAGAGUGGAAAAAAUCUACUUGGCAGCUUCCUUCCAAACCCAAGAAUGUCAAAAACCGCACCAUACUAGAAGUUCCUAUUCGGGAUGCGAUUACCUUGCUAGCAAAUUUGAUUUCUCAUUUUGGUACAAAUAGAAAGAGAUUGGCAGCAGGGGAUGUCAAAAUAUUUCCCACCAAUGUGUUGAUGAAAGGCAAUGAAUAUGCUUUACAGAAAUUUGUAAUUUUGGUUAAUUCUAUACACAAGCAGUUGGUUGAAGAUAAAAAGGCUGGAGCAACAACGGAGAUGAUUGAAGAUAGAGAGCAUGGAGAGCCAUGGGAAUGGGAUGAUAGAGAUGCUUAGGCAAUGUUGGAAGAAAUGAAUUUUGUAUUCCACUUUUGAUGUGAUAUCAACAUGUCUGAAUGGAAACAAAAAUGAUGCUCUGAAUGUCAUAUUGUUCACCAUCUAUUUCUUUAACCAUGAGGCCGGCCCUUUUAAAAUGAAGAUUUUGCUUUGGAGUUUCAGGUCGUCUCGGCCUUGGUCCCAAUACGUCCAGUCAAGUUUCUCUGGUUUUGCAAGCAGUAUGCUGAGGAUGUAUGGGCUGUGGUAGAUGUCUCUAUUGAUGUGGUUCAAGUCUAAAUGCUUCAUGUGUGUGUGUAACACCUGGUGUAUAUGUGUGUGGUGUCAAGUGAACCAUGUGUUUGUUUGGAACUAUGAAGACCCAUGAGUGUGGCUAUUUUCUACUUUCUAGUGUUUAAGUCGGUUUAGGUGUGUCU
This is a messenger RNA of Tripterygium wilfordii, 1182 nucleotides long. RefSeq lists its product as uncharacterized. The record is from RefSeq and is a predicted model, not a curated record. The coding region runs from base 410 to 769 and encodes 119 amino acids. NCBI's taxonomy places the organism in Eukaryota, Viridiplantae, Streptophyta, Magnoliopsida, Celastrales, Celastraceae. The transcript has 4 exons.